GCUUACUCAUCGCUUUAGUUCUAAUUCUUUCUGUGAUGUGAUUUCAUAUAACCUCUUUCUCUGUCUCUUGAAAAUUUUCGUGCGCAUCGCGCACGCCCCACUUGAUUUAUAUAGCGAGCUUAACUGAUCGUAUCCCUCACGUCGAAUAUAUUACGAUGGACGUCAUCGGACCUGUUGCUCUACAGUUGGACCAAAAUUCUCAGAAAUGGACGACUAAAAAGCAAAAACGUGUUAAUAUCUCUAGAAAUAGUAUCUGUGAAAUUUUGUGUGGGUCACAGUAAUAAGUGUUUAUACUCUUAGUGAAUAAAGUGGACAUGGAGCACUUAACCCCAAAUUUUUCAACUGUGUAAUGUUUAUUUUGAUGAACCAACGAGUCAUUGUGAGUGAUUGAUAGAAUAUAAAUAGUAAGAUUUAUUGAGUAAGGAUGGGAAUAGUGCAGACCCGCUGUUCUGAAGGAGCUGCCGGUGGAAGCGGCGUUGGUAUCGGAAUGCGGGAUAGUCUGGGAAUAAAGACACCCAGUUUUCAACAGCAUCAACAGUGUCAGCGUACGUUAGGGAGCCUUGGUGGAGCGCACACUAGAAGUGGCAGUGUUAGAGCACCACCGAGGCAACCGAUGCCUGAUACUAUAGAGCUGGAGAGACGUUUUACUAAAGUACUUGCUUCAAUGGAUUUACCACCGGAUAAAGCGAAGUUAUUGAAGCAAUAUGAUAAUGAAAAGAAAUGGGACAUCAUUUGUGAUCAGGAACGAGUGCAAGCAAAAGAUCCACCCUCCCAUUACCUUGCAAAAUUGCGGACGUAUUUAGACCCAAAAGCCUCCCGAAGCCAUCGAAAAAGAAAAAUGGUCGGAGAGUCGACGUCCACACAAGUACUGAGGGAUUUGGAAAUUUCUCUACGGACCAAUCAUAUCGAAUGGGUCAGAGAAUUCUUGGACGAAGAAAAUCAGGGUCUGGAUGCGCUGAUUGACUAUCUCAGUUUCCGACUGUUGAUGAUGAGACAUGAACAACGGUUAAUCGACUCCAGGACUGAGUCUGAAGAAAAAAUUCAAACUAGUGAAAUUUUAGAAAAUACAGCAACAAACAAUGGAUGUCUCAGACCUCCUCUCCAUGAACUAAAAGACAGUCCCGGUGUAAAACGACGAUCGAGGCAUGUUGCACGGCUCAACAUGGGCGAGGCGAAGGACGAUAUUCAUGUUUGCAUCUUAUGUAUGCGGGCAAUUAUGAAUAAUAAGUACGGUUUCAAUAUGGUUAUUCAACACCGUGAGGCUAUAAACUGCAUUGCCCUUUCCUUGAUUCACAAGAGUUUGAGAACGAAAGCUCUAGUCCUAGAAUUACUUGCUGCUAUUUGUCUUGUAAAAGGCGGGCACGAAAUAAUUUUAUCGGCUUUUGAUAAUUUCAAAGAGAUAUGUACUGAACGAAAGAGAUUUGAGACGCUUAUGGCAUAUUUUACACAAUAUGACAGUUUUCACAUUGAAUUUAUGGUUGCUUGCAUGCAGUUUGUCAACAUCGUCGUCCAUUCCGUCGAAGAUAUGAAUUUCAGGGUACAUUUACAAUACGAAUUUACCAAACUGGGACUUGAUGAAUAUUUGGAGAAGUUAAGGCAUACAGAGAGUGAAGACUUGCAGGUUCAAAUCUCCGCUUAUUUGGAUAAUGUAUUUGACGUAGCAGCACUCAUGGAGGACAGCGAAACAAAGACAGCUGCAUUGGAAAAAGUUGCUGAGUUAGAAGAUGAACUUGGACACGCACAUGAUAGAAUGACUGAACUGGAGCGUGAGUCUCUUUUAAAGCUCGCAGAGCUCGAAACAGAACUUGGUGCCAUUAAAGUUGAAUAUGCUGAUACAUUGGAUGCUAAGCGUCUGGUCGAAGAAGAACUUACUGCCUUAAAACGUCAGCGUCAGGACUCAGCACGUCGCCAAAGUGUCCUGGAGUCGAAGAUUAUUGAGCUGGAAAACCUGACAGGUACCUUAACCAAAGGUAGCAGCACGAACCUUGCCAAUGGUUCUCCAUUGAUCUCUCCUUCGUCCUCCAUAUCUGAAACCUGCAAUUCCUUCGCGAUCCCCUUACAACCUCAAAAAGUGUCUCUACCAGCUACACCUGUACCUGCACCUCCUCCUCCACCACCGCCUCCCUGUCCGCCACCUCCUCCAAUGAUAUCACUAACUCCUGGAGACAAACUCCCAGCCCCUAUACCAAUUCCACCGCCACCAGCAGGAAUGAUGCAGGCUCCAGAUGGUGCAAUGACCAUUAAACGUAAAGUGCAGACUAAGUACAAACUGCCAACACUCAACUGGAUUGCAUUGAAACCAAAUCAAGUGCGGGGAACUAUUUUCAAUGAAUUGGAUGAUGAUAGAUUGCAUAAUCACAUUGAUUUCGUGGAUUUUGAAGAAAGGUUUAAGAUUGGAAUUGGCGGGAUUGUGGCGAAUGGGAAUAGUGAGAUUGACGGACUCCAGAGUUUUCCAUCAAAAAGAUUCAAAAAACCGGAAAAUGUGAGUUUGUUGGAACAUACAAGGUUGAGGAACAUUGCUAUUUCAAGAAGGAAAAUGGAGAUGCCCGUGGAGAAGGUGAUUGCUGCAGUAAAUGCGCUAGAUUUGAAAGUGUUAUCAUUAGAAAAUGUUGAGUUGCUGCAGAGGAUGGUGCCUACUGACCAAGAAAUCAAAGCCUAUAGAGAAUACAUAAUUGAAAAGAAGAACGUGAAUCUUUUGACGGAAGAGGACAAAUUCUUAAUGCAACUUGGGAAAGUUGAAAGAAUCUCCACCAAACUAGCCAUAAUGAACUACAUCGGUAAUUUCUUUGAUAAUGUUCAUCUUAUAACGCCUCAAAUUCACGCUGUGAUAUCCGCUGCCAGCUCGGUUAAGAGUUCGAAGAAAUUACGGGCUGUUCUGGAAAUCAUUCUGGCGUUUGGCAAUUAUCUCAAUAGUAGUAAGAGAGGACCUGCAUAUGGUUUCAAGCUACAGAGCUUGGAUACUUUACUAGACACCAAAAGUACCGAUAAAAGGAUGUGUUUACUGCAUUAUAUCGUAGCUACUACCAGGCUCAAAUUUCCAGAAUUGAUCAAUUUUGAGUCCGAAUUGAUGUAUAUUGAUAAAGCAGCAACUGUCUCAUUGGAAAAUAUUAUAGCCGAUGUUCACGAAUUGGAGAAAGGCAUGGAUCAAGUAAGAAAAGAAUUUGAAUUACGUGGCAAAGAAAAGCAUAAUACGGUGUUGCGAGAUUUUCUAAACAACUCUGAAGAAAAACUGAAGAGACUCAAAUCAGAUGCUAGAAUAGCUAGCGAUGCAUUCAGAGAGUGUGUGGAAUUCUUUGGGGAGAGCCCUAGACAAGCUGAUGCCAAUACGUUCUUUUCAUUGCUUGUUAGAUUCACAAGAGCUUUUAAGGCGGCGGAUCUGGAGAAUGAGCAAAGGAGGCGAUUAGAAGCAGCUGCUGCAGAAGCCCUGAACACUUCAGAGGAAGUAAUCAUGCGAAAUAAACUUAAUCAAAAGAAACAACAGGAUGCAGUAAUAAACGAACUAAAAAAUAAAACUCGACUUGUGCAAGAGAAAAAACUUCUUCAACAAGAUGAAGUUUACAAUGGGGCCCUAGAAGAUAUUCUUCUUGGUCUUAGGUCCGAGCCCUACCGCCGUGCGGAUGCGGUACGUCGAUCUCAACGUCGCAGAAUCGAUAAUCAUCGAUUAUCGCGUACUGCUGAAGAACUGGAGCUCUGAGUAAAACCUGACCAAUUUGAAGAAAAAAAAAUUAUAUCUUCCUAUGACUAAAGAACUUGCCUUAUUCCCAAAGACCCAUAACAUUUUUUGGAAUUAUAGAAAGACAAGAAAACAUCACUUGUUAAGAUUUUCUAGAUGAUUGAAGUCGGUGCUAUGAGGGAAUGUUUCCAUAUAACGUUCAUAUUUUGCUGUAAUUUUAGUAUUUUUGUAGUCAGAAUGUACUCCAUUACAUUCCAGAUAAUAAAUAUAAACAAAAAAAUCCAUAUCGGGUAUUCUGAGUGAACUGAGCGAGGUUCAAACCCUUACUCCCUUCGAUUGUAUCGCUGAUUUUUUUUCAUAAUGUACGCAUCAUUAGAUGACUAUUUAAUUAAAAAAAAAAAAUUUUAACGAUAUCAGCAACGCACUAUGAUUUUUUUUAUUCUUUCGGCGUUUAAGAGCGUAAAUACCGUAAAUAUAUGUCAUUGAAAUCUUUAACUUAAACCUUUGUUUCAACACACCCGCAUGGAAAGUUCGCACUUUGCUCUCUGAUAAGCGGGGAGAAAGUGAGUACUUCCCGCGCUCGGGUGGACAGGUGCGUUCCAUCCUAGGUCAGAAAGUAUUCACUUUUCUCUCGCUUUUCAGACAACAAAAGACGCAGCUUCCUUUGCAGGUAUCUUGAAAAAUAGUAUGUGCACCUCGGGCGGAAAACCACUGAUUCUGAUUGACAAAUACGUUCUGAAUGCACAAUAUACUAUUUUUGGUAUAACGAAUUCACGCAACUUUUUUGAAAAAAAUAAGCCGGUCAAGUCGGAAGAAGCGGGAAUUUUUAGGCUUUUGUAAUUUCAUGGAACGACGCAUAAAUGAUGUAUAGCUAUUUUCAUUUAUCGGCGAUAAACAAACGAAAAUUUUGAAAACAAAAUCUUUCAAUUGGUCCAUAUUUACUAGAGUUAUGCUCUUAAAGGUGCAACAAUGGAAAAAAACACGGCGGGUUUCUGGUAUUGUCAAAUAAUUUCAACAAGAGUCGAAUAGUGACGUAAUGAUGUGUACAAUAUGGUAAAAAAUUGUCGAUACAAUCGAAGAGGGGUUUGAACCUCGUUGCGUCUACUCAGAACGCCCAAUAUAAAAAUGGUAUAUAACUAUUUUGAUACGUUACCAUAUUAAUGCAUAUCUGAAACUGAAACGAAAAAAAAACAGAAAAAAUGAUACGCAAGAAAGCUGAAAGAUUCCAUCAUAUUUUCAGUAAAAAUUUUUAGUAAAGUAUUGAUUUGAAAAGCAUUUUCACUUCAGUGUUUUUUCAUUCUCGAAAUUUAUGUGGAUAUCAAAGUUCAAAGCAUUUGUAUAUGAAUUGUAUUAUAAAAACAGAUAUUGAAAAUAAUCAAGUGUAAUUAUUAGAAUGUUCAGGAUAUAAAUAAGAUAUAUUUCCAAUGUGAUGUAUAGGUAAUUACAAUUAAGUAAAAAGUUAUUACGAUUUGGAUGGAAUUUUUCCAUUUUUUUCCAACAUACAAACAUGACAUUACUUGGUCUGGAAAGUUGUAAAUAAAAUACAUCUUAUAUAAAAAUUACAUUUUUCUAACAGCUAAUAAAUAUUA
Fopius arisanus is the source of this 5262-nucleotide messenger RNA. RefSeq names its product formin-like protein (gene Frl). Gene Ontology annotation, molecular function: actin filament binding; small GTPase binding. The transcript is spliced from 13 exons. Bases 425 to 3694 code for a protein of 1089 amino acids. Gene Ontology annotation, biological process: cell migration; regulation of cell shape; cortical actin cytoskeleton organization. Gene Ontology annotation, cellular component: cytosol. NCBI's taxonomy places the organism in Eukaryota, Metazoa, Arthropoda, Insecta, Hymenoptera, Braconidae. The record is from RefSeq and is a predicted model, not a curated record.